Molecule: messenger RNA, 941 nt
Organism: Pundamilia nyererei
Lineage: Eukaryota; Metazoa; Chordata; Actinopteri; Cichliformes; Cichlidae
Gene: ctu1
Product: cytosolic thiouridylase subunit 1 homolog (S. pombe)
Exons: 1
Coding region: 1-573 (190 amino acids)
Biological process (GO): tRNA wobble position uridine thiolation
Cellular component (GO): cytosolic tRNA wobble base thiouridylase complex; mitochondrion
Molecular function (GO): tRNA binding
Source: RefSeq, a predicted model, not a curated record
AUGUCUCUGUUUUCUUUUCUUUUUCCCCUCUGCACAGGUCACAAUGCUGAUGAUGUGGCAGAAACUGUUUUGAUGAACGUCUUGCGAGGGGACAUAGCUCGGCUGCGCCGCUGCACCACCAUCUCAACGGACAGCGAGAACGAAGGGGUCGUGCCACGCUGCAAGCCCCUUAAAUACGCUUAUGAAAAAGAGAUUGUUCUGUAUGCUUACUUCAAGAAAUUAGACUACUUUUCUACUGAGUGUAUCUACUCUCCUAAUGCUUACCGUGGCUAUGCAAGAACCUAUUUAAAGGAUCUGGAGAGUGUGAGGCCCAGUUCGAUCAUGGACGUUAUUCACUCCGGUGAGAACCUGUCUGUGCGCGAGGGGGUAAAGAUGCCUGUCCAGGGAACCUGCAGCCGGUGUGGCUACAUCUCCAGUCAGAAACUGUGUAAGGCAUGUGUGCUGUUGGAGGGGCUGAACCGAGGUCUGCCAAAGCUGGGAAUAGGCAAACACCACCGCUUCCAUGAUAAAAUCCUCUCCCAGCAGCCACUUACAGAGGAGGAGGAGAGAAAGCUGAAAGCAGUAGACUUUUGAAUCAUAAAUAAUGUUUUUUUUUCCUUUAGAAUAAAUGACAUUUGUUGUCUUUUAUAGGAGAGCGAUCAAAUCUUAUCUUUCCAUUUCAUAUCAUUGAAGUAUUUAUUGACUGUUUAUAUGGAAUUUUAAUUUGAAAUGCUAUGUAGACUUUUUACACUUUAUACAAAAGUGUGUGACCAGCUGCUUUUGUUGUCAUUUGCCAUCUAAAAAAAGACACAUUUGAAGGUGCAUUUACUUUAUUUUUGUAUGUCCCAGUGUACCAACCUUUGGGGAAGGGUCUGAUAACAGUUAUGGUCAUACUUCAAAGUAUUUUAUGAUCUAUAAUAAAUGCAUUGAUCUUUAUCUUAAAACUUGUCCCAAAAACUUGA